Aspergillus steynii IBT 23096 is the source of this 150-nucleotide messenger RNA. RefSeq lists its product as uncharacterized. The annotation marks the transcript as partial. NCBI's taxonomy places the organism in Eukaryota, Fungi, Ascomycota, Eurotiomycetes, Eurotiales, Aspergillaceae. The transcript has a single exon. The record is from RefSeq and is a predicted model, not a curated record.
AAGAAAAUUGGCUCAGUUCUAUAUCCCGUAGUUAUUUCUAGGCCAGAUAUUGUAAAAAAUUACGAAAUCCUUGCAGAAUAUAUGGCCAAACCUUAUUUAAAUUAUAUGAAUAUAGUAAAUCACCUGAUUUUAUUUAUUUAUAGAACCUGA